AUGGGAAAUAGAAUCAUAGAAAAAUUUAACCACACUUUUCUCUCCAUGCUAAAAACUUUGGAAUUUUGUCAGAAAUCAGAGUGGAAGAGUGAUAUUAGCAGCUCAGUCCAUGUCUACAUCUCUAUAGCCCAAGAUAAAACCAGGUGUUCACCAAUUUUCCUUAUCUUUGGAAGAAAGCCUGAACUAUAUGUAGAUGUGUUUGGAUUGUCCAGUCCACAGAGUGAUAACAAAUUGUCCUAUUAUCACCAGAAGACCCCUCAAGAGGAUGAUGACCUUUCCUUGUCUAGAGAAGCUUCAGAACCCGGUUUGGAAGAGGAUCCUCUUCGUAAGGAAGAGUCUGAAUACACUUUUAAACAGAGGGUUCGGACCGCCACUUCAACUGUCGACAUGAAGUUUCUGGUAUUGGCAAUAUGUUGCGGAAUAUGUAGUGCUGAAUUGAUCGAUAAAGACACUACCAAAAGCGUAGACCUAACUGUGAGGACCGAUCUCUCAGUUUUAAUCAACAGUCAGUAUGAAAAUUACAGCGUUAUUGCCCUGCAACUGCUUACAACGUGCAAUGACUCCGUCAACGCUGCCGUGGCAUUCUGUGACAGCAACUGUGAGAGCAGUGGAGGCGGCGGCGGUGGAAACCCGCUACAAGCAUUGCAAGCAGGAGUGGAUUCACAUUUCAACAAAUUCAAAGGUGGAGUUAAUGCGGCUGGAUCAAAAAUCAAGGAUGGGAUGAAGUCUUUCACAAAUAUGGUAAAGAAACUGUCCAAGCUGGAAAACGCAGGCGAAAAAUUCAAACAGACGUUUUCAAACUUGGGCAAUAAAAUCAAAAACGGAGUCUCGGGCGUCUCUAGCAAAGCUUUGAACGAAUUGAAAAAAUUAACAGGUACAAUUGGAGGGCAUGUGAAGAAGUGGGCGGGAGGAGCGAAAAAGUGGUUUGAGGAUACAUUUGGAAGAAGACGGAGGCGUGCCGCCGCUUUAUCCUGCGAACUCUGUAACAGGAUUUCUGCCGCCAAAGAAGACAAACUCUUGGAAACCGUUUGUGGAACUGAAGCUACAACCAAAAUAUAUCUCUAUACAACAAUGCUGGAUAAAAUGGCUGCCAUGAUGUCAUCCAUGAGUGAAUCUACUCUUGUCCUCGAAGUUGAUACCGACAACACUAAGUCGAAGGUUGUGUCCUUUAGUCCUCUGACUGUGGAGAGUCCGUUCGUCUAUGUCAAGUACACGGUGAACGGCACAACGACAACUGUACGCUCCAUCGUCAAUCCGCCGGAUAUGGUCAAUUUAGCGUCUACCACUUCCAUAGCCAAUGUCGCUACGUCUGAAAUUUACAAGAGCUAUCUCACACCUUAAUGCAUGAAUAGCAGUCUCUGAGCUUAUGUGGUAUUGGGACAAUGGAAAUGGUAGUGAUCUUUCUAUAGAGUAAUGAUAAUACCCCAUAGCACAGAUGUGUGUUAGUGGUAGAAAAAGAUGGCCAUGGAACUCGGUCUUUUACCAACGGACUGUGCAGAUUUCAGGUCAUUUAUUACUAUACAGUAAGACUUUCACAAGAAAAUUUCUCGGCUCCUUUACAUCCCGGAAUACAUAAAGCUCUGAGACUAUCUGACAGUAUCAUAUUAAUGAUUAAUAAAACUAUCUGCAGCUUA
Messenger RNA from Ostrea edulis (European flat oyster), 1634 nucleotides. RefSeq lists its product as uncharacterized. The transcript is spliced from 15 exons. The record is from RefSeq and is a predicted model, not a curated record. Bases 1 to 1341 code for a protein of 446 amino acids. Gene Ontology annotation, molecular function: nucleic acid binding. NCBI's taxonomy places the organism in Eukaryota, Metazoa, Mollusca, Bivalvia, Ostreida, Ostreidae.